CGAGGCCGCCGAGACCUGCAAACAAGAUCCAUUAGGUAGACUGUCCGAACAUCCGCUCCCUAGCGGCAGAGCGCAGGCUGAAUCCGAUGUUGAAUUCGAUGCGGCAGAUUGCAGAGCUGUUCUGACGCCCCGCAGACCCGGAUCUGUGACCGCCGCCACCCCUGCUCCCCACGCCGUUCUCUGAAGUCCGUUCCCAUCCCCAGCUCCUACUGAGGAAAGAGGCAGGCAGAGCUCCCCGCCCCAGCACACCUGUGGAUUCGGCUUUUCUGAAAAAGUCCCGAACCUGCUGUUAGAUUCAGAUCCCCUCUCGCCACCGCUCAGUCAUGGCUAGCAUCCUUGCGCAUAUGGGUAGCAGCCGGCGGCAGAACGCGCCCUUGCCGCCUUGGGCCCAUUCCAUGCUGAGGUCCCUAGGACGGAGUCUCGGUCCUUUAAUGGCCAGUAUGGCCGAGAAAAACAUGAAGUUGUUUUCGGGGAGGGCGGUGCCAGGCCAGGGGGAGGAAACCUUCGAAAACUGGCUGAUCCAAGUUAAUGGGAUCCUGCCAGAUUGGGAUAUGUCUGAGGAGGAGAAACUCAAGCGCUUGACGAAAACCCUUAGGGGCCCUGCCCGGGAGGUGAUGCGCCUGCUACAGGCAGCCAAUCCAAACCUCAGCGUAGCAGAUUUCUUGCGGGCCAUGAAAUUGGUGUUUGGGGAAUCUGAAAGCAGCGUGACCGCCCAUGGCAAAUUUUUUAACACCUUGCAGGCGCAGGGGGAGAAAGCCUCUCUUUACGUGAUCCGUUUAGAGGUGCAACUGCAAAAUGCCAUUCAGGCUGGCAUCCUAGCUCAGAAAGAUGCCAACCAGAUGCGUCUGCACCAGCUCCUGGCCGGAGCGGAGCUGAAUAGGAACCUACGAUUCAGGCUUAAGGGGCUUCUCAGGACGUAUGCAAAUGAGCAGGAGCAUCUGCCCAAUUUCUUAGAGCUAAUCAGGAUGAUAAGAGAGGAGGAGGACUGGGAUGACACUUUCAUUAGACGAAAGCGUCCCAAAAGAUCUGAAUCAAUGGUGGAGAGGGCAGCCAGCCCUGUGGCUUUUCAGGGCUCCUCCCCCAUCGUGAUCGGCAGUGCUGCCUGCAACGUGAUAGAGAUAGACGACUCGCUGGAUGACUCCGAUGAGGAUGUGAUCCUAGUGGAAACUUCGGACCCUCCCCUCAGAGGCAGGGCCAGAUCUCAGGAUCAGGUGGUGGUCAUUGAUCCCCCGCACACCUCGGGGCUUCAGUUUCCUUCCACUAGCAUUGGCUCUGGGCGUAGGAAUAGCGGUCCUGGAGACCUGCGUAGAACCAGAAAGCGCAAAUGCACCGUUCGCUGUGCUUAUUGUGGGGAGGAGGGCCACUCAAAAGAAACCUGUGACAAUGAGAGCAGCAAGGCCCAGGUUUUUGAGAAUCUGAUCAUCACCCUGCAGGAGCUGACGCAAACAGACAUGGAAGGGUCAGGAGAGUCACUGGAUGAAUACAAUGACCUUUCUGAGCCACUGUAAGCUGCUAGCCUCCCCUAAGUCCCACCCCCUACGCCUUAAAUGAACCUUUACCUAAACCUACGGUCCAAUGAUUGGCAAACUGGAUGAAGGGAAGUUCCAAUUGCAUGAAAUAAACCCGCAGAGUGACUUGACUUUGAGGUGGAGGAGAGAAAGAGUCUGCACACCUGCAGAAUGGAAGGGGCUGGCCUGACCUCUGUUCUUUGUCCCUCUCCCGGCUCUGCUUAUGAGUCUAUAUUUUUCUUUGUGUGCAUAUUUCCUUGAUGGCUUUCUUCUCUUUGUGAAAGUGAUAUAAUUCAUUGUUAAAUCUUCAAGUAAUAGAGAAAAGUGCAAAAGGUACAAAUGACCCCAAACUCCAUAUCCUUACAUAACUAUUGUCAACCCUUCGGUGUAAGCCCUUUCUAGAUGUUUCCCUAUAUCUAUGCACCCAGUUAGAUAUAGAGACAGUUGUGAUAAAAUAUAAGUGUUGUUAUAUACUCUGUAUUUUUUCACCAAAUGAAAUAUGUUGUGACCUUCUUUCUAUGCCAAUAAAUAAAUAUAUAUCAGCAUCUA
This is a messenger RNA of Ochotona princeps (American pika), 2057 nucleotides long. RefSeq names its product zinc finger CCHC-type containing 12 (gene ZCCHC12). The coding region runs from base 324 to 1508 and encodes 394 amino acids. Gene Ontology annotation, cellular component: nucleus. The record is from RefSeq and is a predicted model, not a curated record. The transcript is spliced from 4 exons. Lineage: Eukaryota; Metazoa; Chordata; Mammalia; Lagomorpha; Ochotonidae.